AUGUCGAAGCGUCGUCAUAACACUUCUGGCGAGGACAGGAUCCCAAUAGUAGAAAAACUAUACAGGGAGAACCAACCUUCAUUUGAAUGUGCUGGUGGCUUUAUGGACGAUGACGACCAAUACCAAGAGAGGAGAGACGAGUUGUCGGAGUCAAAACAAAGAAGAGCCGAUGCGAAGUUAGCUAGCCAGGAUAUUCCCGACAACUGUAUCAAAUGUAAUAAGCCGAUGUUCGAUUCGUGGCUUUGGGAACGCUAUAACCAUCCAGUCUGUGAUGGUUGUAGAGAUGACCUCAACGAGCACAAGUUGAUUCCUCGAACGGAGGCCAAAUCAACAUAUUUACUGAAGGACGCCGACCUCGAUCUUCGGAAACCACCUCUAAGAUUUUGGGCCAAGAAGAAUCCGCACAACCCUCGCUAUGGAGACAUGAAAUUGUACUUAAAGUGUCAGGUUGUCGAUCGAAUGCUUGAAAUAUAUGGAAGUUGGGAAGAGUUUGAGGCGGAGAAAAGGCUGAGGGCCAAUCAAAAAGAAGCUCGAGCUGAGAAGAACUUCGAGAAGAAAGUGAAAGAGAUGAGGCAACAUAUCCGUGGCUUGUCUGGAGUGAAAAUCCAGCCUGACAAAGCACAUGAACACACGUACGCAGAGGAAGAGUAUGACGAAGCUAAAGACGAGUACUUGAAGAAGUGCACACAAUGCGAUUACGUACUUAGAUAUGAAAAAAUGUGA
Necator americanus (New World hookworm) is the source of this 723-nucleotide messenger RNA. RefSeq lists its product as uncharacterized. The transcript has 6 exons. Gene Ontology annotation, cellular component: nucleotide-excision repair factor 1 complex. Gene Ontology annotation, molecular function: damaged DNA binding. Gene Ontology annotation, biological process: nucleotide-excision repair, DNA damage recognition; nucleotide-excision repair involved in interstrand cross-link repair; base-excision repair. Bases 1 to 723 code for a protein of 240 amino acids. The record is from RefSeq and is a predicted model, not a curated record. Lineage: Eukaryota; Metazoa; Nematoda; Chromadorea; Rhabditida; Ancylostomatidae.